AUGAGCGGGGGCCGUUUUGACUUUGACGAUGGAGGGGCGUACUGCGGGGGCUGGGAGGGGGGCAAGGCCCACGGGCAUGGGCUGUGCACCGGCCCCAAGGGCCAGGGCGAAUACUCGGGCUCCUGGAACUUCGGCUUUGAAGUGGCGGGCGUCUACACCUGGCCCAGUGGGAACACCUUCGAGGGAUACUGGAGCCAGGGCAAACGGCACGGGCUGGGCAUAGAGACCAAGGGGCGCUGGCUCUACAAGGGGGAGUGGACCCACGGCUUCAAGGGGCGCUACGGAACCCGGCAGAGCACCAGCAGCGGUGCCAAGUAUGAAGGGACCUGGAACAAUGGCUUGCAGGACGGCUAUGGCACCGAGACCUAUGCGGAUGGAGGGACGUACCAAGGUCAGUUCACCAACGGCAUGCGUCACGGCUACGGGGUGCGCCAGAGCGUGCCCUACGGGAUGGCGGUGGUGGUGCGCUCUCCGCUGCGCACGUCGCUCUCGUCCCUGCGCAGCGAGCACAGCAACGGCACGGUGGCCCCGGACACGCCCUCCUCCCCGCUCUCCUCCUCCGCCGCCGACGGCCCCGCGCUGUCGUCGCCCGCGAUCCCCCGCGGUGGCUUCGCGCUCAGCCUGCUGGCUAACGCCGACGGGGCGGCGGCGGCGGCGCGGGGUUGGUCCAAGGGCGGUGGCCUCUUCCAGCGGGGCGCGCUGCUGGGUAAACUGAGGCGCACCGAGUCUCGCGCGUCGCUGGGCAGCCAGCGCAGCCGGGUCAGCUUCCUGAAGAGCGACGUGAGCUCGGCGGCCAGCGACGCCGCGUCCACGGCCAGCCUGGGCGAGGGCGGCGGCGCCGAGGGUCCCGACGAAGCCGCGCCCUUCGAGGCCGACAUCGACGCCACCACCACCGAGACCUACAUGGGCGAGUGGAAGAACGACAAGCGCUCGGGCUUCGGCGUGAGCGAGCGCUCCAGCGGCCUCCGCUACGAGGGCGAGUGGCUGGACAACCUGCGCCACGGCUACGGCUGCACCACGCUGCCCGACGGGCACCGCGAGGAGGGCAAGUACCGCCACAACGUGCUGGUCAAGGGCACCAAGCGCCGCGUGCUGCCGCUCAAGAGCUCUAAGGUGCGCCAGAAGGUGGAGCACGGCGUGGAGGGAGCCCAGCGCGCCGCAGCCAUUGCGCGCCAGAAGGCCGAGAUCGCCGCCUCCAGGACAAGCCAUGCCAAGGCCAAGGCUGAGGCAGCAGAACAGGCCGCCAUAGCUGCCAACCAGGAGUCCAACAUUGCCCGAACGUUGGCCAGGGAGCUGGCUCCAGACUUCUACCAGCCAGGUCCGGAGUACCAGAAGCGCCGGCUGCUGCAGGAGAUCCUGGACAACUCGGAGAGCCUGCUGGAGCCCGGGCGGGGCGCGGGCGCGGGCGUCCUGCCGGGACGCCCCCGCGAGAGCCCGCAGCUGCACGAGCGCGAGACCCCGCGGCCGGGGGAGGCCGGCUCCCCGUCUCCCGCCGGGACGCCCCCGCAGCCCAAGCGGCCGCGGCCCGCGCAGUCCCAGGACGGUCUGCUGGCCCCGGGCGCGUGGAACGGCGAGCCGGGCGGCGAGGGCAGCGGGCCGCCGACGCCGGCCGAGGGCGCGGGUCGCCGCAGCCCCGCGCGGCCCUCCUCGGAGCUCAUGGCCAUCGAGGCGCUGCGGCCGCCGCCCGCGCCCGUGCCCGAGCCCGAGGUGGCCAUGUACCGCGGCUAUCACAGCUACGCCGUGCGCACCGGGCCGCCCGCGCCGCCGCCCCCGGACGACGAGCCCGAGCCCGAGCCCGAGCCCGAGGCGUCCGGCCCCGACUCCGCGCCGCCGUCCCCGGCCACCGCCCCGGAGCAGACCCCCGCGCCCCAGACGCCCUCCAAGCUAGAGCCCAAGCCCAUCGUCCCCAGGGCCGAGCCCAAGGCCAAGGCCCGCAAGACCGAGGCUCGCGGGCUGACCAAGGCGGGCGCCAAGAAGAAGGCCCGGAAGGAGGCGGCGCUGGCGGCCGAGGCCGAGGUGGAGGUGGAGGAGGUGCCCAACACGGUCCUCAUCUGCAUGGUGAUCCUUCUCAACAUCGGCUUGGCCAUUCUGUUUGUUCACCUGCUGACUUGACCCUCGUCUACCAGAGCCAGGACUUUCACCUAGGAUGCCAGGACCCAUCUUUCUGCAAAGCCAAGCGGGCGACCAAGGAGGAGCGGACUGGACCAUGGACCCGAAGAAGCCCUGGGCCCUGCUCACAGCCACGCCUUAAGCAGGCCUCCUGUGGGCCCAUGCUGGCUGCCAGCGUGCCAGAGGAAGAGAAUGCCUGGUCUCUCUCAGGAGCCCUCUGCCCAGGAGGGAAGAGCCUUGUUCUCCUGAGCAUCCUGACCUGCUCCCGCCCCCCUCUUCACCCCUCCCUGGGCUUUUGUGUGUUUUAAGAGAAGUCACCUAGGCAAGAUAUUAAUAUUAAAUCUCUUUCUGUUUCCCCCUCCCCCACCCCCACUUUAGCCCUUUGGCUAGUGGCUUAAGGAUACCCGGGAAACUGAGGGGAUGCAGUCCUACCCAGGCCAAGCUGUCCCUCAUUUUCAGAUGAUCUGGAGAGCAGCAGGGGAAGUGGGCAAGCUCACAUGAACAUCCAAGCAGGCCGUGUUCUGCUGCCAGUCCCAGUUGGCAUCCCCUUUGGACCAGCAGCAGGGGAGAGCUGAGCAACUGGAGCCUCUGGCUGGGAAGCCACCAAGCAGGGGCCCAGGUUGGGGUUGGGGUGGGAAGAAAGCAAGGCAUGGUGGUAAUGGCCCCUGAUUUUGAGUGUGUCUGAGCCUGAACCUCGGGAUGCAUUUUUUGGUGAUGCUGGUGUGGCCUGGGUCAUUGCGCAGGAGCCCCGGGGCAUGAAAAUGACAGCUACUGUGAUACACAUACUAUGAAUUGGUUUGUCCCCAUUCCCCACCAACGCCUCUGCAGACUCAGGGAAGCAUGGCAUGGAAGCCCAGCCAGAGAGGCUCAGGUCUGGGCUCCCGAUGGGGGCAGCCUGCCUGUGCAGUGAUCAUGAGCCUGCAGUAUGCUUGGCAGACGGUGAUAUCUGCAUACACAUCACUUAAUGAUGUGUGCACCACACCGAGUGUCUGGGCCCUUGGCUUUACCGGGUGUGAUGUGAGGGCCCAGGGCUUGUGGUUGGUUCCCUGCCCCAAGGAGUGGGGGAAGGACAGGGCUUCCAGGCUCCCCCAGCCUGGGGAAGUGGGUGUCGCUACCAGCCAAGGGAGCUGCUGCAGAUCUGCCCUCGUUUCUCUAGACCUCUGGGAUUUGGGCGUGGUAGCCAGGCCUCCCUGCAGGGCAACGUGGAACCUGGGUGUUUGGAGUCAUCUUUCCUCCCUCCCAUCCCCGGCUCAGUACUUGGGAACCUUCCCUUCCAGCUUCACACUCACUGUUUCCAGCCCUGCCGGGGCCUGGCGGCUUGGCUGGAACUCUGACCUGCAGAGAGACGCCCGCAGCUGCUCCUGUCCCCGCCAGCGUGGGCAUGGCUCUGCCUCUGUGCUUGGGCUUUCUGGACUCUGGAACGAGGGGGUGGGUGGGAGAUGCUCAAGGGCUUCAGACCUCGGCUCACGUCACUGUGCUGGUGUGAGUGUCUGGUCCAGGGCCGGGGACGAGCCUGUGCCUAUCAGAAGUACCGGGGAUGAUGGCUUGGGGUGAGGAGGGUUCAGGAAGCUGAGUCUGUACAAUAAUAAACCCGCAUCUGCUCACA
Messenger RNA from Jaculus jaculus (lesser Egyptian jerboa), 3715 nucleotides. RefSeq names its product junctophilin 2 (gene Jph2). The transcript is spliced from 6 exons. The coding region runs from base 1 to 2112 and encodes 703 amino acids. Gene Ontology annotation, cellular component: junctional membrane complex; endoplasmic reticulum membrane; plasma membrane. The record is from RefSeq and is a predicted model, not a curated record. Lineage: Eukaryota; Metazoa; Chordata; Mammalia; Rodentia; Dipodidae.